Schistosoma intercalatum is the source of this 3621-nucleotide messenger RNA. The record is from the annotation of a GenBank genome assembly. Lineage: Eukaryota; Metazoa; Platyhelminthes; Trematoda; Strigeidida; Schistosomatidae.
AUAUCUGCAGGUAAUUUUUUGAAUCACGUUACUAGUGUAACAAAAUCGUGGGAGACAUGUUAAUUCGUAUCUGAAAUCAUAAGGAUUCAAGAGGAAAUGCCAAAACAAAAAUCCGGGAUAAAAAAUGAAUCGUUUGAAAUGGAAGAAAUGGAGAAUAGUUCACAGUGGGUUUCCUUGAAAUAAAAGCUUUCUAACAUAAAAGUUAUCAUUCACGCCAUAGUGCCAAAAAGGCUACAAGGAGAAAGUUUAAUGAAAAGCAGCCUGAUAGUCCAAAAGCAACUUCUUGUGAAAAGAGUAUUGAAACAAAUGAAGGGAUUGGUAGCCAAGAUGGAAUCCUUGAAAUUAUUAUUUAUAGAACUGAUCGGCUCAAAGUGGCUUCCUCAACAUGUCAUUUAUUUGUUCGUGUUCACAUUAUGGAUACUGAAACAGAAGACUAUAUAAAAUGUGACAAAAAAAUCUCUGGGUCUAUGGUAGAACAGUCGACUUACGUACUGCCGGUCAAAACAAAGCUGGUCAAUACAAAAUAUCAAGAUUUACUUAUGCCUGUUUGGGAUGAAAUAAUCAUUAUCAACGAAAAUUUUCGCACUUUUGCCAAUAACAAAAAUGUUAUUUUGUUUUUUGAGAUUCUUGAUUCAAUUGGAAAUAUAUUUGGAAGAAGUAACAGUGACAACGUCAAAACAUCUAGUGGGCAAAAUAUUGGCUCCCUUAUGACUGCGUGGGCAUUCCUUUUGCUGACGAAUUCCAAUGGUCAAUUAAAUACUGGUCCUAGGAAGCAACGAUUACAGCUUUAUGAGCCUAUUAUUAAAACAUCCACUUAUCCCCUAGAAAAAGUGGGAAACUUGACAGUUGGGAAAAUGUCAAGUUUAAGUAUUUUGCAAAAGCAUCAACUGCUAGCAAACGCCAGCUCCAAUUUAUUGGAAGACAAUGCAGUUGAGUCAGGCUAUCAUUUGCUAUCAUGUUGGAAAUCUGGAAGUCGAUAUAGAGUACCUUACCCUUCAUCACUUUAUAUAACCGUCAAGGAAACCGUUAUAAAAAAGUUUUUAGAAGGGCAUUCGGACAACAAAAUGGACUCAAAUCAAAACAUUUUCUUUCAAACAAAACAGUCAGAAAUCUCUGUGCAACCCAAUAUAAACACAAGUGAGUCAGCCCAACAUAACAUUUUACUGGAGAAUGAAAGUAAUGCUUUGAAUGCUAUGAGUGAAAGUAAACCAAGUGAACUACAGAAGUCUUGGACUAGAAAAUCUCAUCAACCAUGUCGUAUUCCAAACAUACUUGUUGGCUAUGGGGUAACAACAUGUAUAAAUACAGAUGAUAAUUUCGAGUUUUCAUUAGAUAUGGAAACAAAUAAAAAAUAUUGUACGACGACAAAAUCUUCUGGAGCUCAGUGUUUGGCAUUUUCACCAGAUGGUAAAUGGUUAGCGGUUGGAGUUAUACGAAAUUUACUGCUGAAUAAUACAACUGGAACUCCUACGAAAAAUAAAACAAAUAAAAUGGACUGUUCUGUUCUAAUUUAUAAGUUUCCAUUCGAUAACAAACGUAGCCAGCCAAAUUUAGAGUUAGCAGGACAUUCAGAUAUAAUCUAUUCUGUAGACUGGGCUAAAACUCCUGUGAUCCAAAACCAUAAGAAUAAAUCUACUCAAAAAUAUUCCAGUAAAGAUUUUUCUAAUACAAAAAUAUUUUGGAUUCUAGCAUCCGGUUCAGCUGAUGGGACUGUAAGAGUAUGGAGAUUGCAAUUUAAUCAAGUGUAUGAAAAUUUUACCAAUGAUCCUAAUACUAAUAUACCUGUUCCAUCUGAUACAUCAAAAUCUCCAUUUCAAGUUGGUCAAAUCAUUAACGGAUCAUCUCACAAGAAAGGUAUUUUAUGUAAUGUGCUUGGUCAUCCGAAUUUUGUGUAUAGCGUAGCAUUUAAACCGAUAUCUAAAGAAUUAGCUUUGAAUGAUUUUCGAGUUCUUCAAACUUUGGUAAAUCGAGAUCAUCUACUUGCAACAGCAUGUUAUGAUCGUGUUAUUCGUUUAUGGAGUAUCAAACACAACGAAACUCAAUUACUACAAGAAUUGAAUGGAGUACACCAAUCACAUAUAAAUAGUUUAACAUUUGAUACAGAUGGAUCAUGCAUAUACUCAGGUGAUGCUUUAGGUCUGAUUGUCAUCUGGAAAGAAACAGAAAACCAACAACGAAAACAAGUUAAAUGUCAGCCCAAAUGGAUGUUUGAGAAAAAAAUUGAAGUUCGAGAACUAGAUAUGUGUAUAAUCAACCAUUUAGAGUUUCAUCCUACACUCAAUCUCUUACUCGUACACACAAGGGAUAACUGUCCAAAAAUGCUUGAUUUAAGAUCAAAUUUUAUCACAACACGAUUUCAUGGAGCAUUGAAUAAUACUGAAUUAUUACGUAGUUGUAUUUCACCAUGUGGUUCAUUCUUAUUUUCUGGUUCCGAAGAUCAAAAUGUUUAUGUGUGGAAUGUCAAUACAGGUGAUCAAGUUGCAUGUUAUCAGAAUUUACAAUUGCCAGGAUCUGUUACCUCAAUAAGUUAUCAUCCUAUGGAUAAUGUGAUAGCUUUCGCCGCUGUUGGACCAGACUCACCAAUUGCUAUAUACGCAUACAAUAUUAAAGCUAAUCAGUUGACAACAUUAUCUCAAAAAAUAAAUGAAGAAAAACUGCCAUUUUAUGAAGAGGAAUUGAACUACAUUGAACAACCACCUGAUAUUCUUGCAUCUCAUGUCAAAUUUAAACAACGUGAUGUUGAACGAGUAUUACUUGCAAUGUCUAAGCUAGAAAGUGUUCUGAACGUUUCCAAACCCUUAACAAAAUAUCCUCAAAACAAUUUACAUGAAUUAGAAUGGAGACCAACAUUUACUGUAAUUGAUGAGGUUUCUGAUCUACCAAGUACAGUAAAUAAAUUGGAUUCAGCGAAGAAUGCUGCUAUCAGGACACAAACAUCUGAGAGUACCACAACUGUCUUCACAGCGCUAUAUGAUUAUCAAGCUCAGAGGUCAGAUGAAUUGAAUUUCAAACGUGGCGAUAAGUUGAAAAUAUUGUACAAAGAUACUCCUAGAUGGUGGAUGGCAAAACUGGUUACUACUGGUCAACAAGGAUUUGCACCAGCUAAUUAUAUCUCAGAAGAUAUUCAUGGUAAAGAUGAUGACAACAGUCAACAGCUCGCUUCAGCAAACAAGCACAAUCCAUCAAAUUUGUCUAAAACACAUUUAAAACAUCUAGAUUUAUCAGAAGAACAAAUUCUUAGUAAAGUUAACAAUAAAUCUGGUUCAGUGAACAAUAAUAAUCUGCGUUUAUGGGAUUCUGGUUUGAUAGAUGAUAACAUCAAUUAUUCGAAAAAUUCACAAACUCAGUCUAAUUAUAUGGAUCUUUCUAAUACAGACAUGAAGCCUAUUACACUGAGUUCCGGUUCAAUGAAAAAACGUAAGAGUUCUGCAAGACCUUUACCCACGUUAAAUUAAGCAUUAAAAUGUAUUGUCUUUAUACCCUUCAGUAUUAAUAUUACUCUAUUUUCUUUUUUAAAUUGCUUUUCCUAUAUUAUCGAAGUCUAGUUGCGUUUUUUAAAACAAAAUUUAUUCUUACUACUUUUUUAAGGCAUGGGAAACAUGUGUAUUAUUUCAUUUAACA